CUCCUCCUCCACAUUUAUUAGUAUUCUAUUCACUCAUUCGUGUGUAUAUAAACACUGCUUAUCACAGCUUUUCAAGCACCAACUCAUCUUUAAGCUCUCUCAUCUUUAGAAAUUCUCUUCUUCUUCUUCUUCUUCUUCUACUUCCAGAAAAACAAAAAGAGUUUCUAAAAACUAUCUGAGAAGAUGCCUUGUAUUGCUUUCGGAGCUUUUGAUGAUUCAUUCAGCGUAGGGUCUCUCAAGGCCUAUCUUGCUGAAUUCAUCUCCACUCUUCUCUUCGUCUUUGCUGGUGUUGGUUCUGCCAUUGCCUACGGCAAACUUUCAGGUGAUGCAGCUCUUGAUCCAGCAGGUCUUGUUGCUAUUGCCAUUUGUCACGCAUUUGCUCUAUUCGUUGCCGUUGCCGUUGGUGCCAACAUCUCCGGUGGACACGUAAACCCAGCUGUCACCUUCGGAUUGGCCGUUGGUGGACAGAUCACCAUCAUAACUGGACUCUUUUACUGGGUUGCCCAACUUCUUGGAGCUGUUGCUGCUUGCUUCCUCCUCAAAGUUGUCACCGGUGGAUUGGCCACUCCCAUCCACGCCGUCGGAGCCGGAGUUGGAGCCAUUGAAGGAGUUGUUUUUGAAAUCAUCAUCACCUUCGCUUUGGUCUACACCGUCUACGCCACCGCCGCCGACCCCAAGAAGGGUUCAUUGGGAACCAUUGCCCCAAUCGCCAUCGGUUUCAUUGUUGGUGCCAACAUCUUGGCUGCUGGACCUUUCUCCGGUGGAUCAAUGAACCCAGCUCGUUCUUUCGGUCCUGCUGUUGCCAGUGGAAACUUCUCCGGACUCUGGAUCUACUUUGUCGGUCCAUUGAUCGGUGGUGGUCUAGCUGGUCUUACCUACGGAAACGUGUUCAUGCAAUCCGAGCACGCUCCCCUCGUCAAUGAGUUCUAAGUUAAGACAGUUGAAUUCUUGUUGAUUGAUGAUUAAGCGAGUUUCAAAUCCAAAACCCAAAUUUGUGUUUGUAAUAAGAUAGGAGGAAAGGGUUGUAGAUUUUUUACAUUUCUUUCUUUUCUAUUUAGCUGUUUUUGUGAAUCGUUCUUCUGUAUUUGUUUUCAAUUUGGCUUGAGUGAGAAAAAUGUGUUGCAUGUAAAAAGAAAUAGCCCUUUAGUCAUUUCAAUUGUAUUUUUUUUAUUGCUUUGGGGGGCAAUGAUGAAUGAAGUUGGUGAAGUGCAGCUCUACUUA
Papaver somniferum (opium poppy) is the source of this 1221-nucleotide messenger RNA. Its product is annotated as aquaporin TIP2-1-like. The record is from RefSeq and is a predicted model, not a curated record. The transcript has 3 exons. Lineage: Eukaryota; Viridiplantae; Streptophyta; Magnoliopsida; Ranunculales; Papaveraceae. Gene Ontology annotation, cellular component: membrane. Gene Ontology annotation, biological process: water transport; transmembrane transport. Gene Ontology annotation, molecular function: water channel activity. Bases 184 to 930 code for a protein of 248 amino acids.